CUACACUUUCUCUCACUCAACAACAGUCCAACAGUCCUUGUCUGCCUGUCUGCACUGAAUCUGACUGCACUUUUGAGAUCUCAUUGAGGAGGAAAAGACAGAGAAAAUGUAUGAAGAAGGAAAGAAGAAAGAGGAAGAAGAGAAUGAAGACCUGAGGAGAUAUUGUCGAUACUUUACUAAAGAACAGUUGAUCAUGCUGUGUGUCUGUACUGCUCUGCUUGUGCUACUUCUGGUCAUCAUCAUCACCUCUGUUCUCCUGACUCAAAAUGGAGGUAGGGCAUCUGAAACGAUCCUGCCGUUCCCUACUGAUGGAGACAUGCUGGACUUCCUCGUCCAAACUGGAGACAUCAGGGAGAGAGACGCGCUGUACGCCACCUGGUAUCACCGUGCCAACAACAAGUCAGAGAUGAACAUAGCACUGCAAAGUUCUAUCAUGGUUUUGGAGGCUGAUGUGACUGUGCAGGGAUACGCUACGGUCAACGUGACCACCAUCCCCAUCAUGGCUCAUCCUCCUGCUGUCUACAGUGACAACACUCUGGACCAGUGGCUGGAUGCCGUGCUCCAGUCAAAGAAAGGCAUAAAGCUGGACUUCAAAUGCAUCCAGGCGGUGACUCCCUCUCUGGGCAUCCUGAGCAUGAAGAACCAGACUAAAGGCAUCAACCGGCCGGUGUGGCUGAACGCUGACAUCCUCCCUGGGCCAAACGUCCCAGCCUUCUGGCCUGUCAUCGACGGACCUGAGUUCUUGGCAAUGAUCCAGCAGAGUUUUCCAGACGUGACCAUCUCUCCUGGAUGGGCAGUUCUGUAUCUGCCCCAGUUCCCAAACGUCACCUACACACAGGCCAUGGUGGAGGACAUGUACGCCAUCAUCAAAAAUGUCCCUCAGACAGUCACCUUCCCCGUCCACGCGCUCAUGGCCAAGAACGGAUGGCCUCACAUCAGCUGGUUACUCAGCCAGUCACCAAAGUUCAGUCUGACUCUGUGGCAGAGCCAGGAAAAGAACCCCAGUGUGAAUGACCUGCUGUUCAUCAGAGACAACACCAACCCUAAGCGAGUCUACUAUGACAUCUAUGAACCUGUCCUGUCCCAGUUUAAAGAAGCUGCCAAGCAAAGAGAUCGGCAGAGGAGGUUCUACCCUGGAGGAGACCUGAUUGACUAUUUCCAGCUGAAAUACAGAGAUGGCUUGUACAUCCAGUGGAACACAGUCACAGACAGAGCCUCACUGCUUUCUCUACUGUCAGACAGUGCCAGUGGCAUGCUCAUCAUUCCAGUAGGAUCUGGUUCCGCCCAGCCUGGGGUCCCAGUGGUGGAGGGCUCCCGUCCAGAGUUCCUUCUCCAGGACUCCCUGAACCUGGUUCUGGCCUCUCCAAAACCCUUUGGUAUCUAUUUAAGGAUCCAGUCCCAGAGCCAGCUGGAACCCUCUCUCCACCUGCUCAGCUCAGCCUACCACAGCGACCUCCUGUACCGCCCCGUCUGGGUCAACAUGGCUCUGUCCCAUGGAGCCUUCCAGACCCAGGGCUACAUCUCUGGGAGGGAGUUCCUCCACACAGUCAACCAGGUGUUCCCCUAUGUGACCCUGGCCCCCAGCUGGCCUCUUGAAGUCCUGAGGGAGGGGUAUAACAGGGCCAUGGUGGAUGACAUGGAGGUUUUACUGAAGGAGGCGUGGCAGGCUGUGUCCCUGCAGGUGAGGGCGGAGCCACUGGGGAGAUCUGUGGAGGGACAGAGAAGGAUUCGGGAGGUGCAGUCAAGGUACUCACUUACAGUGGAGACCGGGAUAGAAAGUGGGAUUGAUGAGGAGGCAGGACCACAGGCAAUCAUGGCCAACCUCUCUGGGAGCAAAGACAGAAGCUUGUUUUUUAUAACUGAGAACUACUGGUCUAAGAUGUGAAGACCUCUUAAAUGACAGUUUGCUACAUUUUCAUCUAAUCUUUUGUUGUAUUUAAAGUAAAUAAAAACCAAUGAAAAACAACCA
Messenger RNA from Oncorhynchus kisutch (coho salmon), 1969 nucleotides. It is a transcript of the gene fam151a, whose product is annotated as family with sequence similarity 151 member A. The coding region runs from base 107 to 1885 and encodes 592 amino acids. The transcript has 8 exons. The record is from RefSeq and is a predicted model, not a curated record. Lineage: Eukaryota; Metazoa; Chordata; Actinopteri; Salmoniformes; Salmonidae.